Spea bombifrons (plains spadefoot toad) is the source of this 1431-nucleotide messenger RNA. Its product is annotated as glycoprotein-N-acetylgalactosamine 3-beta-galactosyltransferase 1-like. The record is from RefSeq and is a predicted model, not a curated record. Bases 114 to 1157 code for a protein of 347 amino acids. Gene Ontology annotation, molecular function: N-acetylgalactosaminide beta-1,3-galactosyltransferase activity. Lineage: Eukaryota; Metazoa; Chordata; Amphibia; Anura; Pelobatidae. The transcript is spliced from 4 exons. Gene Ontology annotation, cellular component: membrane.
CUCGGUGACGUCAUAUACUGGUGCUCAGCAGUGAAGCAGCGUGCACCGUGGCAGAGCAGCAAGACAGAGGCCUCGUGCUCCUAAUGCAAGACUUCUGCAAGGACUGAUAAAAGAUGGUGUUCAAGUAUUUACAACCAUCUUGGUUGACCUGUGGAUGUGGCUUUAUGGUAGGCUUCUUCACUACUUUCUACUUUGUCAGCAAUUUCACGGAUAUCGGAGAACCGAAAUUACAUUUAAUGCCAUGGAAACUCAAAGAUGCAGACAUAUUUAAAUUAUCAGUAAAUAGCAGCGUGAGCGAGGAGCUUUCACAAAAAGUCAGAGUGCUUUGUUGGAUAAUGACGGGACCAGUUAACCUACAGACCAAAGCUAUUCACCUAAAAUACUCCUGGACUCGACACUGCAAUACAACUUUGUUCAUGAGUUCCACUGACAGUGACUUCCCAACUAUUGGUCUGGGUACAAAAGAGGGGAGGGAUGAACUUUAUUGGAAGACUAUCCGAGCCUUUCAUUACAUACACGAACACUACUUUGACCAAGCUGAUUGGUUCUUGAAGGCAGAUGAUGACACAUACGUGGUGAUGGAAAAUUUACGUUUCCUGCUCUCCAAUUAUACCCCUGACCAACCUGUAUACUUUGGCAAGCGUUUCAAACCUUUUGUCAACCAAGGCUACAUGAGUGGAGGAGCUGGUUAUGUACUUAACAGGGAAUCUUUAAAACGUUUUGUGGAAGGAUUUCGUAGUGGUGUCUGCACUCACACAAGUUCUGUGGAAGACCUUGAGUUGGGAAAAUGUAUGGAAAAGAUGGGAGUUACACCUGGAGACUCCAGGGAUAUGGCAAAAAGAGAGACAUUUCAUCCAUUUACACCAGAUUUUCACAUAAAUGGUCGUUUUGAACCAAAGACCUCCUACAGGGAGUAUUGCUUCUAUCCUCUAAUAGAGGGUCCUCAGUGCUGCUCAGACUUGGCCAUAUCCUUUCAUUAUGUGGAUGCGGAGCUUAUGCACACGCUGGAAUAUUUUACCUACCACCUGAGGCCUUAUGGAUAUCAGUAUCGUUACCAACCUCCACUGCCAGAGAAUGCAGCUCGACUCGUGCUACAAAAUAAAGAAGAAAAUGUGACCUCACCUUCAGUCUCUGCUAAUCUCCAAACUGGACAUUAAGUGUUUUUUCCAACAAUAUGUAUAGAGAAGUUUUCUUGUCACUUCUUACUACCUAUUACUAGAUUAAAUUAUUACUGGUAGUCUUUAUUGAAGACACACUAGUGACUUGCUUGGUUUUCUCCCGAUGUCAAUUCUACCACCUAACAAUUGUGAAUGAAUGUUUAAAGAAUCUACCUCCUUUCCAACAUAUCGAGGGGUUUGGGUAACUUAGUAUCAAUAAUCUUUUUUAUUUUAGGUAGCUUAUUACCUUUAUAGCUGUCCAUCAGUUACAAAA